Molecule: messenger RNA, 4102 nt
Organism: Nycticebus coucang (slow loris)
Lineage: Eukaryota; Metazoa; Chordata; Mammalia; Primates; Lorisidae
Gene: SLC66A2
Product: solute carrier family 66 member 2
Exons: 5
Coding region: 134-949 (271 amino acids)
Biological process (GO): phospholipid translocation; retrograde transport, endosome to Golgi
Cellular component (GO): endosome; trans-Golgi network
Source: RefSeq, a predicted model, not a curated record
AUGGUGGCGGGUCGCGCGUUGCCGGCGGCGGUGUACGGGAGGCCGUCGCGCGACCUCGGGGGCUGGUGAGAGCCGAGGCUUCAGCCAGGUGCAGGCGGACCUCAGCCGGCGGGCUGGUGGCCCCGGUUCCGGGAUGGAAGCGGAAGGCUUGGACUGGCUCCUGGUCCCGCUGCAGCAGCUGGCUUCCUGGGGGGCGGCCGGGGCCAUGGUCUUCGGAGGGGUGGUGCCCUACGUCCCACAGUACCGGGACAUCCGCAGGACGCAGAACGCCGAGGGCUUCUCCACUCACGUGUGUCUGGUGCUGCUGGUGGCCAAUAUUUUACGGAUCCUCUUCUGGUUUGGGAGGCGUUUUGAGUCCCCGCUGCUGUGGCAGAGCGUGGUCAUGAUCACUACCAUGCUGUUGAUGCUGAAGCUCUGCACCGAGGUCCGUGUGGCUAACGAGCUGAACAUAAAACGCCGCUCCUUUGCAGCUGCAGAUAGUAAGGAUGAAGAAACCAAAGUGCCCCCUGGGCGGUCCUACCUGGACUUUGACCCUCACUACUUCUGGCACUGGAGCAGUUUCACAGACUACGUGCAGUGUGUCCUGGCCUUCACGGGUGUAGCAGGCUAUGUUACCUACCUCUCCAUCGACUCAGCUCUGUUUGUGGAGACCCUGGGCUUCCUGGCUGUGCUGACUGAGGCCAUGCUGGGUGUGCCGCAGCUUUACCGCAACCACCGUCACCGGUCCACAGAGGGCAUGAGCAUAAAGAUGGUGCUCAUGUGGACCAGCGGUGAUGCCUUCAAGACGGCCUACUUCCUGCUGAAUGGUGCGCCCCUGCAGUUCUCAGUCUGUGGCCUGCUGCAGGUGCUGGUGGACCUGGCCAUCCUGGGGCAAGCCUAUGCCUUCACUCGCCACCCCCAGAAGCCGGUGCCCCAUGCCACGCACCCCACCAGUACCAAGGCCCUCUGAGGCAGUGGGGGAGGGGCAGGGGCUGUGACCGCCAGCUCCAGACACUGGCCAGACCCCUCCUCCCUGAGAGGGGGGACAGUGUUUAGGUGUCAGAUUCUGGAACAGGCUGGUGGGGGGAGGGCUGGGUCAAUAUUUGUGCUCCCCACUGUCAGGGCAGCCAGAGCAAGUUUGACACCCCAGGGCCAGGUUUCAGGUGUCUAUAAGGUGAUGGAAAAGCAAGUGUCUUUUCCUACUUCCUCUCAAAAACUCCUGCCCUGAAUGCAAGAUUUGUUCAUGAGCACAUGAGAAGGCAGGCAGCAGCCCUGCUCCCAUCUCAGGCCCUCCUCCUGGGUCUGCUUCAGCCCACAGGAUGUUCUCCCUGGUGGGGCUGAGAGGCCUGCGCCCCUAGGUGAGCAGACCCACCUGCCAACAUUCCAGGGAAGCAGGAAGGGAUCCCAGUGUUUUGAGGACCCCGCAAAUCCUGUGAGCAGAGCCUUGAGACUCACUGUGACCCUCACCAGAUGCUGUGGUUGCACAGGGGCAGAGCUGGGGUCUUCUCUGCUCCUGGUACCUGUGGAAAGGGGGCUGUGAGGACACAGUGCCAGUGCUCUCAAGGGCCUCACAGGGGACGCCUCCUGGGACAUAGCCCUGGCUCAGCAGGGCCCGGUAACCAUGCUGCUAUUCCGGCCUCUUCCCAGGAGGUGCUGGCACAGACAUCCCCAGGUGAGCAGGCGGGCCCCGUGUCUCAGCCUGGCUGGGCAUUGGCCAGCAAGCUCAGAGGGAUGAGAGCUGGGUUCUUUUUCUCUUCAUGUCCUAGGGUUGGCCCUCGAGACUCCACUGAGGAGGUUCCCUUGAGUCUGGGCAUUGUAUGCACCAGCUGGACACAGCUUUAAUAUCCAUCUUCCAGGGUAGAGAGACCACUUUGGGUCAGGAGAGGGGGUGUUCUCUGACAUGGCCAGUGCUCCUCACAUGCAGGGUCCUACCUCUGACCUCCUACAUAGGAGCAGCCUGCCAUGUCCUCUGUCCUCAGUCCCUGGUGUGUGGGCCUGUGGAGUUCUGGGUCUACAGCAGAGCUGCCUGUCUGCCCUUGGCACCCCGUACCUGCCUACCCUGUUCCAGUUUAACAGGAGGUCACGCCGUGCUGAGCAGUACUGCACUGGCUCCAGCUGGCCCCCGGGUCUCAGAGUUCUAGAUGCUUCUUUGCAACUCCCAUGGCACAGGCUCAUUCUGCCCCUGCAGGCGGAGGGGCUGCUUUCCAGGUGGGUGUCCACGCUGUCAGCACCAGACAGUGAGUGUUAAUUUGCUGUGCCAGUGGGAAAAGGCCCAAAGCUAUUUCCUCUUCCUGAGUGUUCUUCAGAAAAACUCUUGAAUGUUUGAGUGAGGCUCUUGCUCAGCUCUUUGUCCUAUAAGAUGCUCUCAAAAUUUUUAUUUUUUUAAAACGAAAGGAGAUGUCUGUUAGUGUUAAUUGCCUCUAAAUUAAAAUGCCGCUGAUUGCAGGCAUAAUGACUGGGCGAAUGUCCUGUGUGUGUCUCCUUGGAAUCAAUAAACCUUUUGUGGAUCCAGCAUGGUGUGAGUGGGGUCAGAGUGGGGUCCGAGGCAGAGUGAAGAACCAGGUCCAGGAGGGGACCAUGUGGCCCAGGCUAUACCCCAGGCCCUCCCACAGCUCAGUCCCUGAGGUGGCUCCAAGUUUCUACCCACAGCAGGUGGGGCUGCCACCCAUCACUGGUACCCUGGCCCCGGCAGGUUCACAAUCCCACCCUCUUGCUUCUGGCUGACCAUAGGAUACUUAUGGGAAGGGUCUCAUUAAAGGCCAAGAGUCAUGUUUCUGUAUUUGCCAUCACCAGGUCAGGUAGGUCUGUGCAGUGCUGGGAAGGAGCCAUGAAAGAGUGAGCCCAACCCAAAAGUACCUGGAAGUCACUUUUCCCCAAACCCAAAAUCUGUAUUUCUAGUUCUUCCUCUCUGUGAGGCCAGUGAUUUGGAAGUGAGAAGGUAGUGACCUGGCCUCAGCCAGGGCACAACUGGAGCAGAUUAGAACCUCCACGUGGUCUUGCAGCAUCCCUGUCCCCAGCAUCCUGUGGGCCAAGGAGACAUGGCGGCAGUUAUAGUUUCCCCAGUGUAAGGGCCAGGAAUUGGCUCUGUUCUGGCAGUAGAUAGUGGGGGUUUUAGGCCACCAACAUGGACACUGGAGCACGUUCAGUUAUAGAGCUCCCCGUCGAUUUGGUCUCCAGAUGCUCAGGUGGGGCAGGCAGGUGAGGGGCAGGUGGAAAGGAAGGAGGCAGCUGAAGGGUGGGGGAAGUAGAUGGAGCAGUGGGGGGGUUGGAUAGGGGUAAGCACAGGGGUACAAGGUGAGCAAGGUGCUUGGUGAUUAAGGCCAGAGGAUUUCUGGAGGGUCUCUGGCUCCAUUUUCCCUCCUCAAAAUGCUGACAGAUGGUGUGAGGAUAGCUAGAGCUUGAUGGCAGUGACUGGGGUUGUGCAUCUUCAGGGUGCAGCCAGUUUGGGGGCUCACUCUGGACCAGCUGUGGCUUUAACAGUGAGUUAAUGAAGGCACAGAGAGGUGGCCCUUCCCCAAAGAAACAGCAGACCUGGGGUGGGUGGUCCGCAUGUCCCCUGGUACCCCGGAAGCUCUGGUGGUCCCUGGCCUGAAGGGCUCCUGGGACCAGAGACCCUGGGAGGGACAACUUGGGUUUAUUCCUGGGCAUAUUCACCCACUGCUCAAGAGGAAUCUUUUCCCUGGAGCUCACCGGCAGAGCCAGGGCCAGCCAUAGGGCUGGGGGACAUGCUGUCCUUGGGCACGGGUGUGUCAGCUGUGUGCAAAGCGGCUGCUCAUUCUUGUAUAGGAUGGUGUGAUGCUUGUGCAGACCACAGCCAGAAUGGCAGAGGGCCUUCACCACCUUCCCACAGCAAAGGGCUUCAGGGGCAGGGUAGUGAACAAAAGAGGAGUUAAGACAUGAAGUACAGGCAAGGGCAGGUUUAUUGGAAGCAAACCACACCAAGAAGCACACCCUGGGAUUAGGGUCUGUCCUUUUAUGCUAAUCCCUGUUGUUAAUAAUAUGCUGAGCUAGAGGUGGAAUAUUUUUCUGGGAAAGGGGUAGAGAAUUACUAGAGCCGGAAACCCUCCCCUUUAUUCACUAUCCAGGAUUGCCAUAUCAUUUGUAAACUGUGACAGCACUAGUG